AUGGAAAGGAAAACUUUGGAGAAGAAAGAGAGGAUGUUAGGCGAAGAACAUACCGACACGCUCACCUCCGUGGCCAAUUUGGCCUCCAUCUACAUGGAGCAACAUAAGUACGAAGAGGCAAAGACACUGCUGGUACGAGUCAUGGGCAUGAAGAAACGACAACUGGGAUUAAGACAUCCCGAGACGCUCUCCUCCAUGAGCAACCUGGCAUCCCUGUAUCUCCUGCAAGACAAAUGGAAACCCGCAGAGCAAUUAUGGAGGUCCAUAAUACCAAUGAUGGCGGAGAAAUUAGGCAAAGACCAUCCACACACUCUCACAUGCAUGGCUUCGUUAGCUACGGCAUACAGCAAUCAAGGCCAGUACCAAGCAGCAGAAGAAUUGCUGAACGAAGUUGUCAAGACAAGGAGGACAUUAUUUGGCGUGGAGGAUAUAGGAACUCUCUCAUCAAUAGAGAAACUAGCCUUGGUACUCAUGAAACAAGGCCAGUAUCAGGAGGCGGAGAAGUUUCUAGAGCAAGUGACAGAGGCACAUGAGAGGCUUCUGGGGAAAGAGCAUCCCGACACACUCCCGUCGAAAGCGAAUCUUGCUCUCAUUUAUGAUAAUCAGGGUCGAUAUGAGGAAGCAUAG
Molecule: messenger RNA, 627 nt
Organism: Clonostachys rhizophaga
Lineage: Eukaryota; Fungi; Ascomycota; Sordariomycetes; Hypocreales; Bionectriaceae
Source: the annotation of a GenBank genome assembly